Messenger RNA from Labeo rohita (rohu), 5474 nucleotides. RefSeq names its product ST8 alpha-N-acetyl-neuraminide alpha-2,8-sialyltransferase 3 (gene st8sia3). Gene Ontology annotation, molecular function: alpha-N-acetylneuraminate alpha-2,8-sialyltransferase activity. The coding region runs from base 573 to 1811 and encodes 412 amino acids. The transcript is spliced from 4 exons. Gene Ontology annotation, biological process: oligosaccharide metabolic process; N-glycan processing. The record is from RefSeq and is a predicted model, not a curated record. Lineage: Eukaryota; Metazoa; Chordata; Actinopteri; Cypriniformes; Cyprinidae.
UACAGUUUGGCUAAACUUGAAUAACAAUAUGACAACAUAAUAUUGAUAUAAUCAAAAUAUUAUUCACUUGUAUAUUAUUUUAAGUAAUACAUAAAACAUUAUGUAGGGAUGCUUAUUUUUACAGUAUAUUUGUAUUGCAUCAUAUGUGGGCUAUAAUCACAUUAUUGUAGGCCAAAUGUAAUAUUUUGCUAAAAUCUUAAUACAAAUUUAUAUUAUAGCAUCAUGAAUAAUAUGACGGCAUAGUAAUGACAGCUAUGAUAAAAACAGUAUGCAGUUCUGCAGUCCACUGAAGGGUCUAUAAGGCAGAGUGUGUUUUGUUAUGAGGAUACUGUAGGUGUGUGUGUGUGUGUGUGUGUGUGAUGAGGAUAAUCCGUGUAACCCUUUCGUGUCCGCGGAUCUUCCAGCGCCUCCAUCUGCGGCACUGACUUGUUUAUUUCUUGCAUUUGCCUGAACAGGCUCGAGUCUCCUUUAAAUAUCGCCCGCUGUUCCUGCACGAGAAGCCCGAAUGUGAACUGAGACGAUGCUUCCAGCCGACAUUAGCCCGAGAUCCGGCAUGGCAGCGGCCGGUGCUGAUGAGAGACGCCGCGGAUCCCUGCUCUUCCUCAGCAGCAGCAUCAUCAUCGGCGUCUGAAGCGCACCCAUCAUGCUCGUUCUCCGUGUGUGAAUCGCCGCGUUUCUGGGCUGAGAUGGUUCGGGUCGUCAGUGUUUUGGGUCUGGUGAUGUUCAGCGUCGCUUUGCUCAUUUUAUCGCUGAUCAGUUACGUGUCCAUCAAGAAAGACUUCAUCUUCACCGCCCCGAAAUACGCCAACGCCGGCGGGCCGCGGAUGUACAUGUUCCACACGGGCUUUCGGUCCCAACUGGCCAUGAAGUUCCUGGAUCCCGCGUUCACGUCGCUGAAUAACGCGCUCAACGAGAACCUGCAGGAGUCCAGCAGCUGGAGGUUCAACAAGAGCGCUUAUUUACAGCAGAGUAAGGAGAUCGCCCAGUACAUCGACGUCCCGCACAACUUCACGUUGACCAAGAGCAGCGUUCGCGUGGGUCAGCUAAUGCACUACGACUACUCCAGUCACAAAUACGUCUUCUCCAUCGGCGAGAACCUCAGGUCUUUGCUCCCGGACGCGUCUCCGGUCCUCAACAAGCGCUUCAACAGCUGCGCGGUGGUGGGGAACAGCGGCAUCCUCACGGGCAGCCGCUGCGGCGCGCAGAUCGACGGCUACGACUUCGUCUUCCGCUGCAACUUCGCGCCCACCGAGGUCUUCCGCCGCGACGUGGGCCGCCGGACCAACCUCACCACCUUCAACCCCAGCAUCCUGGAGAAGUACUACAACAACCUGCUCACCAUCCAGGACAGGAACAACUUCUACCUGAGCCUGAAGAAGCUGGACGGAGCCAUCCUGUGGAUCCCCGCCUUUUUCUUCCACACGUCGGCCACCGUCACGCGCACGCUCGUCGAUUUCUUCGUGGAGCACGAGGGCCAGCUGAAGGUUCAGUUAGCCUGGCCCGGAAACAUUAUGCAGUACGUCAACAGGUAUUGGAAGACGAAGCAGCUUUCCCCGAAGCGUCUGAGCACAGGGAUCCUGAUGUUCACGCUGGCCUCGUCUCUGUGCGAACAGGUGCACCUGUACGGAUUCUGGCCCUUCGGCUGGGACCCGAACACGGGCAAGGAGCUGCCCUACCAUUACUACGACAAGAAGGGCACCAAGUUCACCACCAAGUGGCAGGAGUCGCACCAGCUGCCCACCGAGUUCAAACUGCUCUUCAAGAUGCACGCGGACGGCGUCCUCAAACUCAGCCUCUCACACUGCGCCUGAGGUCAGAGGUCAGGCUCAAAGGUCAGCGGUCAGGAUGCGGGGUCGUUCGGUUCGGCUAAUGGACGCUUGUCGUGAUAGCUGCGGAUUUUAUUUCUGUAACUAUCGACGUGGAGCUAAUGAUAUCAGUGUUAGUAUUGACACCAUCAGUGAUAGAAAGGAAAAGCUGGUGAAACUUUACAAUAAGGUGACAUUAUUUAACACACAUUUCCUGCAGUAUUUAUUAAGAUUUGUUAUUGUUAGUUAAUAAAAUACAGCUGCUCAUUGUUAGUUCAUUCUAGCUAUGGCAAAAAGAAAUUAGAUUUUUAAAUAUAUUUUAAAAUAUACAAAAAAUGGACAAAAAAUUAUAAUCAUUUAAAAAUAUAUUUACUUAAAUAUAAUUUCUUCCAGUACAUUUUUGGCUAUUUUUAAAAUAUAACUUUGUCUCUGAUUUGGUAAUUUAUUAAAAAUACAAAUGCUUUUUGUUAGAUCAUGUUAGCUCUUACAUUUGGCAAAAAAAUAUUUUAAAAUAUUUUUUACAUAUAUUUUAAAAUAUACAAAAAUGGCCAAAAAAUAAUAAUAAUUUUAACAUAAAUUUAUGUGUGUUUUUUUUUUUUUUUAAAUAUAACGUCAUUAUUGUUAUUUAUUUAAAAUACACCUGCUCAUUGUUAAUUCAUGUUAGCUCACCCAUAUGGCAAAAUAGAAAUAAUAUUUUUAAAUAUAUUUUAAAAUAUACAAAAAAAUUGCCAAAUAAUUAUAUAUAUAUAUAUAUAUAUAUAUAUAUAUAUAUAUAUAUUUUAAUAUAACUUAGUUUUCAUCAUUGUUAUUUAUUAAAAAUGCAACUGCUUAAUUGAUUGCUCAUGUUAGCUUGUGCAUAUGGCAAAAAAACAGUAAAUAUAUUUUUAAAUGUACUAAAAAUAGCCAAAAUAUUAAUAACAAUUUUCAAAUAUAUUUACGUAAAUACAUUUUCUACCAAUAUAUUCUUUUGGCCAUUUUUACAAUUUUGUUAUUGUUAGUUACUAAAAAUACAACUAUCAUGUUAACUACAAAAAACAAAAUGUAAUUGUUUUUUAAAUAUAUUUUAAAAUACUAAAAAAAAUGGCCAAAAAAAAAAAGUAAUAAAUUGAGAAUAUAUUUACAUGAAUAUGUUUUCUACCAAUAUAUUUUUUGGCCAUUUUUGAAAAAUAUUUUUUAAAAAUGUUGCCCUCCAUAUAUUUCAGUGCAGUGAUGUCACAUCUGAAGAAAAACUUUAUUUGUUGUCAAGAUGCGUGAACAUUUCCAUGUAGCAAAAGAAAUGUAUUUAAAAAUGUAUUUUCUUGCCCCUAAAAUACAUUUUAAAAUAUAUUUUGGUAUAUGAAGGUUAAAACAAAAUAAUUGUACCAUUUCAAAAAUAUAUUUAAUUGAUUUUGAUUUUUUAGCAAAUGCUUCAGAUGUUUUUUCAUUGUUGUUUCAUGUUAACUAAUACAAUUAACUAAGUUAACUAAUGGAAUCUUAUUGUAAAGUUGUUUCUGCUCAAAGCUUUUAUCAAUUCAGUUCAUCAAAUGGCUGAUUUUGACAAUGUAAUAACCCGAAUAUAAUGCAAAUAUAAUGCACAUCAAAGACAUGCUUUAAUUAAGGUUUCUUUUGAGUAUUUAUCUACACUUAAGGUGGACUCGAGUUAGAAACCACCUAGCAAUCAACGACGACACCCUAGCAACCGCUUAGAAACACCCAGCCAAUGACCUACAAUACAAUCAAACACCACGCACAUUUUCUUCAGAAAGUCUAGUUUUGUAUAUAGUCGGAGAAGGGCAAGGAUGACGCUUAUUUUCUGCAUGGAUUACUAGGUAAUGUUGUUGAAUUAUUAUAUAGACACAGUUAAGUCGAUUCGAAGCGUUUAAUUGGACACAGCCUGUUUCAAUCAAUCAGAUUUCCACCAGUGUGAAGCCACUGGGCGGGGCUUCCUCAGCGAGAGGCUGUGAUUGGCUCGUGAGGACUGCAGAAAUAUCAAUGUUUACUUUACAUAUAGUAUUGUUUAUGAAUGAUGUCAUUUUAUGUGUUUAUAAAUGUUUAUUAUUUGUAUGUGUGCUGAAAACCAGGUGUCACGUCGUCUUUAACAUUUAUUCCUCUCUUUUUAAUAUACAGCAUUUUGUUUUAUAAUAAUAUGAUAAUAUUAAAACACUACAUAUGUAUUGCUAAAGUUUGUGCUAGAGUUGUUUGUUUUUCGGACUUUUCUGUACCCAUACGGCAAAAAAAUAUAUUUUAAAAAUAUAUAUUUUAAAUAUAUAUUUCAAAAUAUUCAUAAAAAUGGCCAAAAAAUAUAUUUGUAAAUAUAUUUUCUACCAAUAUAUUUUUUGGCCAUUUUAAAAAUAUAUUUUAAAAAUGUAAAUAUAGUUUUUAAAAACAUUUAAAAUAUAUAUUAAGCCCUCCACAUAUUUCAGUCCAAAAAAAAAAAAAAACAUUCAUGUAUGUCACGUUUGAAUAUCAGAUAUUUGAAUAAAAAUAUUUAAAAAUAAAACUACUGUUGAAUUUUAAAAUAUAUUUUUGUGUAUGAAGGCUGAAAUUAAAUACACUUUUAAUUUCAAAAAUAUAUUCCGUUGAGCUUCACUGUUUACUACAUAUAUUUAGCAUAUAUUUAAAAUAUAUUUUGGCCAAAAAUAAGUAUGUUUUUUUUGCCGUACGUGUAAGAAUGAACCGAAUGCAGUGACCAAACUGUUUUGAUGUGAAACUUUAUUUAAUGAAAGGCAGCAGAAGCUUCUUUAUAAUCAUUAUUUGUAUACUGAAUGCGUUUAAUGAUGUUUUCUAGUUAUCCAGCAUAAAUUCUACAUUAUGUCGUUUAUUUAGCCUGACAGUGAUUUGCAAAAAUGUUUUCCACAUGCAAAUGUGUUUUUGCAUGACCAAGCGGAUUAACAAACAAAUUGAUUGGCUGAGAUGAUUAACAGGCGACGUGAUUGGCCGAGGCAGUUCUGGCCUGAUCAUAUUACUGAAGAUCCAUUUGCAAAACGCUGAACGUCUCCAAAGUUUCUCUGAACUCGUUUGUCAGUUUGAUGAAUCUGUCUUGCUUAUUUGUCUGUUUAUCACUGAUAGUAAUGUUGUUAAGGUCGUUUCUUUUUCAGUGUGUGAUGCAUAUGCUGUAUAAACAUCUAAAUCGUCGUGUUUUUGCUAAAAAAGGAAACGAAUGUUAAAAGCCUUUAACACCCAAAAAACAGUCUGACCAACAUAAUGACAUUUACCAAAGAGCUUCACAUGCAAAAGUCUGUCAGUUGACGUCUGAACGUCUCGUGGGGAUCAUGAUUUUUUUCUGAUGCAAGUUUUUGUUUUAUUUGUAAAAUUAUUUUAAAAGUAUGGAAAAACCACCUGAAACAGUUUCAAUAAUAUUAUGAUAUUAUUGCUCACACUAAUAUUAUUGCUUAUUGCUCCAAAUAUUGGUUGUACUGUAUAUAUAUAUACAGUGUUAUUAUUUUUUCUUUUUUUUCUGUGACCAGGAACAUUUCUUUUCAAAGAAAUUAAUUAAUUCUUAUAUUUAGCAAAGAUGCAUUAAAUUGAUCUGAAGUGACAGUACAGACAGUAAUAAGCAUAAAAUUAAUUGUAAAAGUGUGCAAAACACAAAUAUAUAAAAAAAUAUUUACAGUAAAAUUAUUAAAUGAAUUGUAAAAGUAUGCAAAACACAAAAAAAGUGUUUACAUCCAAACUUUUUAACUUAAUAUU